AUAUCAAAAAAGCGGAGAAGACAGGAACAGCUAGAUCUGAGAAACCAAACCAAACACAAACACUGUAACAUAUACACAGAUUUGGUUGAAGCAGAUAUUCAUGGAAGGGUUGGUGAAUUCGUCACGAAUCACCACCAUUGGGACUCAUUAUAAGCAAAAGAACCUUGCUUUUGUUCCUACAUCUUCAGUGCAAUUCGCCAGAAGUUUGUAUAGAAAUAGAAGUCAUGUUGGGAUAGAACCACAACAAAGAGCACUCAAGCCAAUUGCUGCUUCGACUCAACCAGUAGAAGCCACCCCAUCAAGCCGCUCUGGCAACAUGCUGCCUUCUAAAGAGGUUCUUGAGUUAUGGAGAAAUGCUGAUGCGGUGUGCUUUGAUGUGGAUAGCACGGUUUGCCUGGAUGAGGGCAUUGAUGAACUUGCAGAAUUUUGUGGAGCUGGAAAGGCUGUUGCAGAAUGGACUUCUAGGGCAAUGAGUGGUUCAGUACCUUUUGAGGAGGCUUUGGCUGCCAGAUUGUCUUUGUUCAAUCCAUCCCUGUCUCAACUACAAGAUUAUCUUGAAAAGAGACCCCCAAGGAUUUCUCCUGGCAUAGCCGAAUUAGUCAACAAGCUGAAGGCUAAUGGAACAACGGUCUACCUGGUCUCUGGAGGUUUCCGUCAAAUGAUAUAUCCUGUUGCAUUAAUUCUUGGGAUACCCUCGGAAAAUGUGUUUGCCAAUCAACUACUGUUUGGAAGUAAUGGAGAGUUCAUAGGCUUUGACGAAAAUGAGCCCACUUCAAGGAGUGGGGGAAAAGCCACUGCAGUUCAACGGAUAAGGAAGGCUCAUAAUUACAAGGAAUUAGUCAUGAUUGGGGAUGGUGCAACUGAUCUCGAGGCUCGUCAACCUGGAGGUGCUGAUUUGUUCAUCUGCUAUGCUGGUGUUCAGCAUCGAGAGGCUGUCGCAGCAAAGGCUGAUUGGCUUGUUUUUAAUUUCGAAGAGUUGAUAAGUGCCUUGGAGUAGCCUCUACUAAUCUGAGCCCAUUGAUUAUUUAUUUUGUGCUAUCAUUUCUCCAUGAAGCUGCCUGCCCUGCUGCAUUAUAUAUGCUUAUAUGAGCCCUAUUUCUACAAGGUAGGCUGUGCUUCGUGUAUAAGAAGAUGAAUAAAGAGUGAGAGAGCCAUAGGUGGUUCUUAGGAUGCUGUGCUUAAGAAAUGAGUAUUGCAAUUAGUGUGAAACAUGUUGUUGCAGAUACUAGUUUGAAAGCUUAUACAUUAUGAAUCUGAGAUCAAUAUCUUUACCC
Molecule: messenger RNA, 1274 nt
Organism: Fragaria vesca subsp. vesca
Lineage: Eukaryota; Viridiplantae; Streptophyta; Magnoliopsida; Rosales; Rosaceae
Product: phosphoserine phosphatase, chloroplastic-like
Exons: 8
Coding region: 101-997 (298 amino acids)
Biological process (GO): dephosphorylation; L-serine biosynthetic process
Cellular component (GO): cytoplasm
Molecular function (GO): L-phosphoserine phosphatase activity; magnesium ion binding
Source: RefSeq, a predicted model, not a curated record